AUGGCACAGUGUGCGGACACAGGACUACCAAAAGAAUCGAAUGCAGGUUGUCUUCGAACUUGUCAGGCGAAUGGCCAGUGGUCGGGUAGCGACGUAAUUUGUUUGCCCGUAACCUGUCCUACACUGGAUCCACCAGAGAACGGGGUACUCUCCGCAUACUCCACGGAAGUGAAUGGUGUUGUGCACAUCCACUGCAAUCAAGGCUAUGAGUUAACUGGUUCGGCGAAGAGACAGUGCCAAACGAACGGAAAAUGGGAUGGCGAGAAACCGAGAUGUAAAGAACGUGACUGCGGGCCACCACCACUCGUCACAAACGGAAAUGUUUCGUUUCACACUACAAACUACGGAAGUAAAGCCAGAUUUGAAUGUGCUGCUGACACGACUCCCUCUGCAGCACUGACCGAGCUCAUCUGCGGAGUGGACAACAAUGUCACUUCUUGGUUACCGAAACCAAUGCCA
Molecule: messenger RNA, 459 nt
Organism: Dicrocoelium dendriticum
Lineage: Eukaryota; Metazoa; Platyhelminthes; Trematoda; Plagiorchiida; Dicrocoeliidae
Source: the annotation of a GenBank genome assembly